Messenger RNA from Megachile rotundata (alfalfa leafcutting bee), 491 nucleotides. RefSeq names its product cuticular protein 21 (gene CPR21). Lineage: Eukaryota; Metazoa; Arthropoda; Insecta; Hymenoptera; Megachilidae. Gene Ontology annotation, cellular component: chitin-based extracellular matrix. Gene Ontology annotation, molecular function: structural constituent of chitin-based larval cuticle. The record is from RefSeq and is a predicted model, not a curated record.
UCAACAUGAACACUUUGGCUUGUGUUUUGUUCGCCUCCAUGGUGGCGUCCUCUCUGUGUGCUCCUCUGGAGAACACCACACCGAUACCCAUCGUCGCAUACACCGCCGAUGGACCAAAUCCAGACGGAUCCUACGCCUUCAGCUACGAGACUGCAAACGGCAUCAAGGCAUCGGAACACGGUCAACUAAAGCAGCUGAACGAUACGAACUCCGUAGUGGUUGUUGAAGGAUCCUACAGUUACUCUGUUGCUGACGGAAACCCGGUCGUCUUGAGUUACGUGGCCGACGAAAAUGGCUUCCAGCCAAAGGGUGAACAUCUUCCGACCCCGCAUCCGAUCCCUGAAGGAAUUUUAAAAGCCUUGGAAUACAUCGCUGCGCAUCCUGAACAAGACAAAGUUCGUUGAUCGUUCGAUUGUGUUAUAGAAAUAAGACUUUGACGCGACGAUGGCUGCAAACCAUCGCGACACUUUCUUUAUGGACUCGCUUCUUCC